CCCCGCUCUCGCUCUCGCCUCCUCUUCCAGUCGGGGCGCCCAGACUUCUCCAAGCGCAGCGCCACCCGGCUGCCCAGCGCGCCCCGCUCCUGGCUCCUUCUCGCGGCAGCCUGGGGGCACCGGCGCGGGCUAAGGACGCUUGAGGGGCCCUCGCCCCAUGAGCCCAGCGUGCCCCAGAGCCGGAUGUUGAGAGAAGCUGUGCUUUGAUAAAGCUCAGGAGAGCACCGAGCGUUUUCGGAGUGAGACUUCGGGAACCAGCGGGACGCCCCAGGUCACCCAGUGCAACGCGGCUGUACGCACGGUCCACAAGGAACCCUCAGAAGAAAUGAUGUGGUGCUUCCUUUUACCCAUACAAAAUGGAACAUAAGAAACUACAUAGCUGAAGAAACUACAGUCUUCUUAUAAAUGAGAGGCAUUGAAGUCUAAGUAAUUUCCAGCUGAAGGAAAAUAACCAACAGCUUCUCCACAGUGUAGAUUGAAACAGGGAAAACAUGAAUAUCACUAACUGUACCGCAGAAGCCAGUGUGGCUGCGAGACCCAAGACCAUCACUGAAAAGAUGUUCAUCUCCAUGACUCUGGUGAUCAUCACCACCCUGACCAUGUUACUGAACUUGGCAGUGAUCAUGGCCAUCUGUACCACCAAGAAGCUCCACCAGCCUGCCAACUACCUGAUCUGUUCCCUGGCUGUGACGGAUCUCCUGGUGGCAGUUCUCGUCAUGCCACUGAGCAUCAUGUACAUUGUCAUGGACAGCUGGAAGUUAGGGUACUUCAUCUGUGAGGUGUGGCUAAGUGUGGACAUGACCUGCUGCACCUGCUCCAUCCUCCAUCUCUGUGUGAUUGCCCUAGACAGGUACUGGGCCAUCACCAAUGCUAUUGAAUAUGCCAGGAAGAGGACCGCCAAGAGGGCUGUGCUGAUGAUCCUCACCGUCUGGACUAUCUCCAUCUUCAUCUCCAUGCCCCCCCUGUUCUGGAGAAGCCACCGCCAACUCAGCCCACCUCCUAGUGAGUGCACCAUCCAGCAUGACCAUGUCAUCUACACCAUUUACUCCACGCUUGGAGCAUUUUAUAUCCCCUUGACUUUGAUACUUAUUCUGUAUUACCGGAUCUACCACGCAGCCAAGAGCCUUUACCAGAAAAGAGGAUCAAGCCGGCACUUAAGCAACAGAAGCACAGAUAGCCAAAAUUCUUUCGCAAGUUGUAAACUUACACAGACUUUCUGUGUGUCUGAUUUCUCCACCUCAGACCCUACCACCGAGUUUGAAAAGAUCCACAACUCUAUCAGGAUCCCUUCCUUCGAUAAUGAUCUAGAUCACCCAGGAGAACGUCAACAGAUCUCUAGUACCAGGGAACGCAAGGCAGCACGCAUCCUAGGACUGAUUUUGGGGGCAUUCAUUUUGUCGUGGCUUCCAUUUUUCAUCAAAGAGUUGAUCGUGGGUCUGAGUAUCUACACAGUGUCCUCUGAAGUGGCUGAUUUUUUAACGUGGCUUGGUUAUGUUAAUUCUCUGAUCAACCCUCUGCUCUACACAAGUUUUAAUGAAGACUUUAAACUGGCUUUUAAAAAGCUAAUUAAGUGCCGAGAACAUGCGUAGAUUGCGUAAAGCCAAAAGGCAUUGUUUUUACCAGCCUUGUUUGUGGACAGAGGAAAGGGGUUCAGCUUAGUAAUUCUUGAACAUAGUUGGUUCAGAAAAGUUU
This is a messenger RNA of Lontra canadensis (Northern American river otter), 1692 nucleotides long. It is a transcript of the gene HTR1E, whose product is annotated as 5-hydroxytryptamine receptor 1E. The coding region runs from base 492 to 1589 and encodes 365 amino acids. The record is from RefSeq and is a predicted model, not a curated record. Gene Ontology annotation, biological process: chemical synaptic transmission; G protein-coupled receptor signaling pathway, coupled to cyclic nucleotide second messenger. Lineage: Eukaryota; Metazoa; Chordata; Mammalia; Carnivora; Mustelidae. Gene Ontology annotation, molecular function: neurotransmitter receptor activity; G protein-coupled serotonin receptor activity. The transcript has 2 exons. Gene Ontology annotation, cellular component: plasma membrane; dendrite.